Sesamum indicum (sesame) is the source of this 1501-nucleotide messenger RNA. Its product is annotated as Glycine cleavage T-protein family. NCBI's taxonomy places the organism in Eukaryota, Viridiplantae, Streptophyta, Magnoliopsida, Lamiales, Pedaliaceae. Gene Ontology annotation, cellular component: glycine cleavage complex; mitochondrion. The record is from RefSeq and is a predicted model, not a curated record. Gene Ontology annotation, molecular function: aminomethyltransferase activity; protein binding. Gene Ontology annotation, biological process: glycine catabolic process.
UCGGGCGCAUAAAAAUAUAAUCUUGAUGCCUGGAUAAAGACAGUUUUUCUGUCGCUCCAUAAAUAUAUUUCUCAUAAGUAUGCUCAUUUGGGUUCCCACUUAACCAUUUUCAAGAAAAAAGAAUCCUUCUCUUAUUCAGUCAGAUAUUUGCAAAGAUGAGGGGAGGACAAUUGUGGCAACUUGGUCAAUCAAUUACUCGCCGUCUGUCUCAGGCUGAUAAAAAGACUGUUGCUCGUCGAUGCUUUGCAUCAGAAGCGGAUCUUAAGAAGACAGUUCUCUAUGACUUCCAUGUUGCACAUGGAGGGAAGAUGGUUCCUUUUGCAGGGUGGAGCAUGCCAAUUCAGUACAAAGACUCGAUCAUGGAGUCUACAUUGAACUGUAGGGAGAAUGGUAGCCUCUUUGAUGUUUCGCAUAUGUGUGGUCUGAGCCUCAAAGGAAAGGACUGCAUCCCUUUCCUUGAAAAGCUUGUGGUUGCUGAUGUUGCCGGUCUUGCACCGGGGACUGGGUGUUUGACUGUCUUCACAAAUGAGAAGGGAGGAGCAAUUGAUGAUUCGGUAAUAACCAAGGUGACGAAUGACCACAUAUACCUCGUUGUGAACGCAGGAUGCAGAGACAAAGAUCUUGCCCACAUUGAAGCACACAUGAAAUCAUUCACAUCAAAAGGUGGUGAUGUUUCUUGGCACAUCCAUGAUGACCGAUCCCUUUUGGCUCUCCAGGGUCCCCUCGCCGCACCAGUUCUACAGCACCUAACAAAAGAAGAUUUGAGCAAGAUAUACUUCAGUGACUUCCGGAUGUUGGAUAUCAAUGGAGCACCCUGCUACCUCACAAGAACAGGGUAUACUGGUGAAGAUGGUUUUGAGAUUUCAGUGCCCUCAGAGAACGCAGUCGAUCUCGCAAAAGCCAUUCUGGACAAGUCUGAAGGUAAGGUCAGGUUGACAGGGUUAGGUGCUCGAGACAGUCUUCGUCUGGAAGCUGGAUUGUGCUUGUACGGCAAUGACAUGGAACAGCACAUAACACCUGUAGAAGCAGGACUUACAUGGGCCAUAGGAAAGAGACGACGGGCUGAAGGAGGAUUUCUUGGUGCAGAAGUAAUAAUCAAGCAAAUUGAAGAAGGACCAAAAAUCAGGCGAGUCGGGCUUUUCUCUGCCGGUCCACCUGCCAGAAGUCACAGUGAGAUUCAAGACGAGAAGGGACAAAACAUAGGGGAAGUCACCAGUGGAGGAUUCAGCCCCUGCCUCAAGAAAAACAUAGCCAUGGGGUAUGUGAAAUCUGGAUCGCACAAGGCAGGCACUAAGCUAAAAGUUGUGAUUCGAGGGAAGUCUUACGAUGCAUCCAUCACGAAAAUGCCUUUUGUUCCCAGCAAGUAUUACAAGCCAUCUUAACUUUGUUGUUGUUAAAAUUUCUUGAAUGACUGAUGCCUCCGAGAAUGUUCUUUGGGCAAACUAAAGAUGCUGCAACAAACUAUUCUCUUUGUCUUGGAAAUUUGUUGCUUAAAUUGAUA